This is a messenger RNA of Raphanus sativus (radish), 1374 nucleotides long. RefSeq lists its product as uncharacterized. The coding region runs from base 1 to 1374 and encodes 457 amino acids. NCBI's taxonomy places the organism in Eukaryota, Viridiplantae, Streptophyta, Magnoliopsida, Brassicales, Brassicaceae. The transcript is spliced from 2 exons. The record is from RefSeq and is a predicted model, not a curated record.
AUGAAUCUGAAUAAGGUUUUCGAGACGAUGUCGCUGGAAGAAGAAGAUGUUCCGAUCAACCUCCCUGAUUUGCCUCAAUUCAGUGCAGUUGAGAGCAACAAGUUGAGUAUCAUCGGCAGGAUUUUGAAUCCUGAGAGUCAGAGGAUGAAGGAUCUGAUAUUGGAUAUGCCACGAAAGUGGCAAGUGUAUGGCAGAGUUCGUGGGGUAGCCUUGUCUCCCACGAUGUUUCAGUUCACGUUCAAGUAUGAACAUGAUCUAGAGGAAGUAUUAAGGAAGCGUGUUUGGACUUUCAAUGAAUGGAGUAUAGUCAUAGAUAGAUGGUUGGAGAAGCCUCCUGAUGACUAUUUGAAGUAUUUACUGGUGUGGGUUCAGCUCAGGAACAUCCCAGUGAAUCACUACACUAAGGAGGCUAUUGAAGCUUUUGCGGAUAAUUUGGGUAAGGUGGAUAUUGUGGCACCAGUUAGGAAAGCUAAGGUUUUUAAUCUUCCUGGUGGAGACUCAGUGACGAUCAGAUACGAUUUUGAGCGUGUUCAGAAAAGAUGCUACCAUUGUCAACGGCUUACUCAUGAGAAGGACAAGUGCCCUAUACUUGUUCAAGAGAGGAGAGACCAAGCAGUUGUGCGUCGACAGAAGGUUCUAUUGGAAAAACAGAACAAUAAACUGAAGCUCCAACGAGAUGAUCCACUCUUUGGGGUUCUAAGUGACGAGCAAGUUGGACUGGACUCUGCUACAGGAAGGCGCAAGAUUAGCCCUGAGGUUCUUCAGAAUAUGAGGGAGUACUUGCUUGCGUCGGAAGGGAGUGACAGACGUGUAAGGGAGGAAAGAGUGAAGAAAUCAGUCAUGGACUUGGUGAAUGACCCGAUAGGUCAGAGAGAUUUUAUGAGAUUGGAAGCUCCUCCUAUCGUCACAAGUGAGGUGAAUAUUGAUAAGGGACCGGUGUUUGAUUACUCUUUGAAGAAUGUGGAGAAUCAGAUGUUACGUCGUAAGACAACAGAGAAAAGCAACCACAAGCUUCACGAUGAUAGGCGAGGCUCUGUUUCGUCUCCGGCUGGAGAUGGCAGGAGAUUCUUGGACUCUCCUCUUGAAUUUUUUGAGUGUUCAACGGGUUUUAGUGCUGGUUGCUCAGGUGCUAACUCUUCCGGGACCUCAAAGAUCAAGAGUGGGAAACGCUUUCGUCCACCCAAGAAGAUGAGGAAGUUCAGAGCAAAAACUGACGGUGAGGUAAGAGGGGAGGGAAGUGGAACAGAUCGGACUGAGACUGAUGAGAAGAGUUCAGUAAAGAGAAGAGCAGAGUGUGUGGCAGGGGAGUUCAUGAGAGUUGCGCGAAGGUCAAAAUUAGAGGUGGUCCCAAAUGGGGGACUGCCCAAUCAAUAA